GAUGUAACUAUGUCAACAAUUUAAUUUGCAGUACUUACUACAAUACCUACAGUAUUGCAUUUUUACAAUAAAUAAUUCAAUUAUGUAUGUUGAAGCAUUUUAGUUGAUUACAAAAGUGUAAUUGUGGAAGUUUAGUUAACGUUUGUAUUACGAAGUACACACAUGAUGGGUUUGUUGAGCAUCUUGAAGAAGCUGCGUUCGCACCCGGACAAGGAACUACGUCUUCUACUUCUAGGUCUCGAUAAUGCCGGUAAAACUACGCUGCUAAAACAGUUGGCGUCCGAAGACGUGGACCACGUCACUCCAACUGCUGGAUUCAAUAUUAAAUCGGUGCUUUCCAGUGGAUUCAAGCUAAAUGUGUGGGAUAUAGGAGGACAGAGGAAGAUUAGGCCUUAUUGGAGGAUUUAUUUUGAAAAUACUGAUAUUUUGAUUUAUGUGGUUGAUUGCUCGGACCACCAGCGCUUAGAGGAGACAAGUCAGGAGCUAGCUGAGCUGCUGCAAGAUGACAAGCUCCGAGCGGUGCCUCUACUGGUCUAUGCCAACAAGCAGGAUUUGUCUACAGCAUUACCAGCCAGUGAGGUGGCCCAGAAACUUGGUCUUCAUUUAAUCAGAGAUCGCACUUGGCAGAUCCAGUCGUGCGUUGCUACUGACGGCACUGGAGUCAAGGAAGGCAUGGAGUGGGUAUGCAAGAAUAUUCCGGUAAAGAAAUAAAAUUAUAUUUUAAUAGCAAUAGAAUAUAAAUAAGAUUAUUAUAUAAUUUGCAAUUAUACAUUACAAUUACACUACUAGGUACAGGCGUGCGUGUGUCACACAUUAUGGAUCUCUAAGCCGCGGUAAUAGGGGUGAAUUUGCAAUGAAUGACGUUUGUGUGAUUAAUUUGUUAUAAAUAAGGAUAAGGAUUCCAAAGAUAUUAUGCUUGUUUAGAUUUAUUUUUUAUAAACAUUUGUUGUUGUUCAAAAAUGUUUAUUUAUUCGUAGGUAUUUAUUUACACAUUUGCUCGAAAUUUUACGACAUUAGUGUGAUUUUUUUCGACUCGAGUGUGUUGAAAAAUGUCGUGUAUCACUUCUCCAUAAUGGUUUACAAAGUUGCAAGUAUAGAUUACACAUACCUACAUAUAUCAGCAAAACAUAAUAGACGUAAUUAUAACCGUUGGAGCCAUACGUCUACGGAACACUAAAAAUAAAUUACAAGUGUAAGCGGAAUUCGUGUUUACUUUAUUUGGAAUGGGAAUAUAUAUAGUCACUAAAUAUUUAAAACAUAAUCACAAAAUAAAAUAAAAUCUAAAUAUCAAAUAUUACAAAAUUUACCAAAGAAGUAUAUAACAAUAUAUUUAUUAUAUUUUACACUAGUAAUAUGAGAAAAUUUACUAGUUUUUUUCUUUACAAUUUUAGCAUUCUCUCAUAAUAUUGCAGUUAACAUGUACGUACCUAUGUUUUACAAAUGAAUAUCCUUUAUUGAUUAAUUAUUCUAAAUGAACCCUCAACUCGUAAUUCGAAAUAUGCGAUUAAGGACCACUGAAUGAUAUUAGAAAUUUAAAAAAUCCGUCCAUAUUUUGCAAACAAAUCAUGUAUUUUUUUAUAUGUAUAAUUCGUUGAUUAAUUAAUUCGGACAUAUUCUCCGACCUAGAAUAUAAAUUUAGUUUAAUAUAAUUUGAAUGAAGAAGAAUUUGUGUUAUUCGAAAAAUAAAUUAUUAUUUUCGCCAGAGAUCUCACUCAAUCUUAAAUUUAGCGUAUAGGAUAGGAUUUUUUAAAAUCUAGUCACAAGAACUUUAAGUCUUUAUAAUUAAUUAUUGAAAUAUAAUUAAUUUACCGUGUGUUAUUUAUUUUAUGUAAAUACUUAUUAUUGUUAUUAUUAUAGAAAAAAUCUUAGCUAUAUAGUUGCACUUUGACAAUUACGGGAUAGUUGAUAUUAGUUAGAACUUUCUUCCAAUUAAAAUAAAUAAAAUACAGUUUUUAAUGCAA
This is a messenger RNA of Plodia interpunctella (Indianmeal moth), 1961 nucleotides long. RefSeq names its product ADP-ribosylation factor-like protein 3. Lineage: Eukaryota; Metazoa; Arthropoda; Insecta; Lepidoptera; Pyralidae. Gene Ontology annotation, biological process: cilium assembly. Gene Ontology annotation, cellular component: cytoplasm; microtubule cytoskeleton. Gene Ontology annotation, molecular function: GTP binding; GTPase activity. The transcript has 5 exons. The coding region runs from base 163 to 711 and encodes 182 amino acids. The record is from RefSeq and is a predicted model, not a curated record.